CAAAACCGUAGGCUGCUGCCGGCCAUUACAUCAUCUGCCCCAAAUUACGCCGAGCUUUUUCUGCCAGGAGGAUCCAAGAGUUGCAGAAUCCAUCUUCAACCAAGCUUCUUUCGUCAUUGUUAGGGUCGUCGCUGCUUUCCUUCUUUUCGAUCUGAGGCUUCGAGGGAAUAUUUUGGCCUUGGCCCAUGGCUUCCAAGAGAAUCUCUAAGGAAUUGAAGGAUCUGCAGAAGGAUCCUCCUACAUCAUGCAGCGCAGGCCCGGUUGCUGAAGAUAUGUUUCAUUGGCAAGCUACAAUUAUGGGUCCUCCAGAUAGUCCUUAUGCAGGGGGAGUUUUUCUAGUUAACAUUCAUUUUCCCCCAGACUAUCCAUUCAAACCACCGAAGGUAGCCUUCAGGACAAAAGUAUUCCAUCCAAAUAUCAAUAGCAAUGGCAGUAUUUGCCUUGACAUUCUGAAGGAGCAGUGGAGUCCUGCAUUGACAAUAUCCAAGGUCCUGCUUUCAAUAUGUUCGUUAUUGACGGAUCCAAACCCAGAUGAUCCAUUGGUUCCAGAGAUCGCGCACAUGUACAAGACGGAUAGGAACAAGUAUGAGACCACUGCAAGGAGCUGGACUCAGAAGUAUGCCAUGGGUUAGCUAAAUUGAUUUGCAGCCUGUCUCUUAUUCAAAUCUCAGGUACCCUGUUUUCUCUAUUAUGUGUUAAGAUUUUGAAGUGAUUGUGCCUAAGGCUCUCUAUUUUACCAAAUCCAGAGAUGGCCACUCCUCCCCUCUGGAGGAAAACAAAUUAUCAAAAAAAUUUCCUUUUUAAUAGCUUGUUUGGAAGUUUGUUUUUUUGAUC
Dendrobium catenatum is the source of this 834-nucleotide messenger RNA. RefSeq names its product ubiquitin-conjugating enzyme E2-17 kDa-like. The coding region runs from base 186 to 632 and encodes 148 amino acids. Gene Ontology annotation, biological process: protein polyubiquitination. The transcript has 4 exons. NCBI's taxonomy places the organism in Eukaryota, Viridiplantae, Streptophyta, Magnoliopsida, Asparagales, Orchidaceae. The record is from RefSeq and is a predicted model, not a curated record. Gene Ontology annotation, molecular function: ubiquitin conjugating enzyme activity. Gene Ontology annotation, cellular component: nucleus.